GAGAAUUGGCCGAGACUGGGCCUGGGCGGGGCAUGGGUUGAAGAGUUAGAUUGUGCCUUGGCUGUGAUUUCCUUUAGUUAUUUUGUGGGAAAAGCUGGUAGCAAUCCUACCUCGACUUGAAGAGCUGCAGAGGGGGGAAGAUCCUGUAGGAACCUCAGGGACAAAUACGAAGAAAGCACAGGAUAGAGGUUGCGAGGAGAUAGGCACGGGUAUUGUUCUGACUUGAAUGAGAGGAAAUGGGCUAGAGCUACUGCCUAAGGAUGAAGGUUAGACUUAAAAGCAGGAGCUCUUCCAACAGGCCAGUAUAGGAAACAUGCAAUACCGUGUAGUAUAUCGCCAGUGAAGCCUUCAUCGGUAAUGACAAGAGAAAUAGAGAGAGGGAAAGGGAGCUUGGAGAGCAAUAUUAAGGAGGUCAGAAGGGAUUCACAGUUAAAAUUGUAAAAAGCAAUUAGAGCGAAGGGGUUGAAGGAAAGUUACUUCCUCCCCACCCCCCAUCCCAGUCACUCAGUUCCUUUGAUGUCAUAUUUCCUCUUUUUCCUGAAAUGAACCUUGGCAGUGUCUUUUUCUCAGGCUGGGGGGACAGGGCGGGGGUUACACAUUAGAGCGAAAGAAAGAGUAAGAGAGGAGGGUGUUAGACCCUCAUUUGGAUGGGUGGGGAUAGUCCUUAGUGAGGAUGUUGAGGCAAAAGUACCAGGAGGUUGUUCAAGGAGAACCAGGCUUCCUUUCCUUCCUGGAAGUGAUUUAUGUUUUAAUGCAUAUAUAUCCACAUAAGUGUUUUUACAUUUUUCUUUUUUUCAGGAAAUUCUGGAAAGGAGCGGAAGGAAUAGAUUGUAUGGAUUUACAUGGAAAGUCAUCAAGCAAAUCCUGUCCCAAUAAGGCUGAGAGGGAGGGGGCACCCUGGCCAGUGCUCAAAAUUCUAGUGUGUCUUGCAUCUGAGUCUAUCAGGCCAAGUCAGUCAUAGUGCAGCAUCCAGAAUGGAUGUCCUCCUUGUAGCCAUCCUUGCUGUGCCACUCGUCCUGGGACAAAUAUAUGAGGAUGAAGAAGGACUGGAAGAGGAUUAUUAUUAUCAAGUGAUCUAUAAUUACACAGUCACCCCCACUUAUGAUUAUUUUGGUGCAAAUUUCACUGUUGAUUACUCCAUGUUUGAGUUAGAGGACAGACUGAACAGGUUGAAUAAAGAGAACAGGUAAGCAGAAGAGACAACCAUUAUUCAUGAAACAGAACGUGUAGACCAUCAGAGGCCUGUAACAGUGAAACCAGUGACAGUGGAACCAGUGACAAUGGAACCAGCGACAAUGGAACCAGCAACAAUGAAACCAGUGACAAUGGAACCAGUGACAAUGGAACCACAGAGUCCAGAUAUGAACCAUGCUGUAUCCAGUCUGCACAGUCCUGUUUCCCUUCUCCUGUCCUGGACCCUCCUUCAGGAGUGGAUGUAUUUCAUGUAGAAGGAUGAGAAUGCUGUUAUGACUCUUUGGAUGGGGAUUUGGGAAGAAGAAAUUGGAAAAUAAAAUAAGUGAAAUAAUCUGGUUACUCUCUA
Molecule: messenger RNA, 1540 nt
Organism: Myotis brandtii (Brandt's bat)
Lineage: Eukaryota; Metazoa; Chordata; Mammalia; Chiroptera; Vespertilionidae
Product: chromosome unknown open reading frame, human C1orf54
Exons: 7
Source: RefSeq, a predicted model, not a curated record